AUGGCUGCCUCCCCCGGGCAGAGCCGGGCAGGCCCUGGGAAGUUCGCAGGCAGCCAGGGCAGGUUUGUCAACGUUUCUCUGGCAGCCCUUUCGAAAAGCGGGUGCCGACGCCUCCUCUUAGCUGCUCGGAGAUGCAGCGAGGUGGUGUGCCACCUGUGUGACAAGACGUUCAUGAGCGCCGCCUUCCUCCGCGGCCACCUCCAGCGCCGACACGCGGGGCACGCCGAGGACGGGGACGGCGGCGCAGCAGCAGGAGCUGGAGGCCGCCUGGAGGAGCUGAGGGCCCAGCUCAAGUGCACCCAGGGCCAGCUGGAGGCCCAGCAGGCGGCGGACAGGCAGAGGCAGCUGCAGGAAGUGGAGAGCAUGCGGCAGAGAGAAAUGGAAGCUAAGAAAGAGUUUGACGAGUGGAAAGAAAGAGAGCGAAGCAAAUUUUAUGGGGAGAUAGACAAGCUAAAGCAAUUGUUUUGGGAUGAAUUCAAAGUUGUUGCCAACCAGAACUCUACGCUAGAAGAGAAGCUGCAGGCCCUGCAGGCCCGCGGGGCGGUGGAGUCCCACCUGGGAUCGCUGCGGGACGAGGAGGCCGAGGAGCGGCUCCGGCAGGCCCAGGAGCUCCAGGCUCUACGGGAGAAGAUGGAGCUUCAGAAAGCACAGUGGAAGAGGAAAAUGAAGCAACUAGACCAAGAGCGGGCCGCGGAGAGGAGAGAGCUGCAGGAGGAGAACGAGCGGCUGCGGGCCUCCCUGUCUCAGGACGAGAGGAAGAUGGACGCCCAGGCCCAGCGCCAGCUCCGCGCCCUCCGCGCCCAGCUACAGGAGCAGGCCAGGCGCAUUGCCUCUCAGGAGGACAUGAUCCAGGCCUUGUCAGCGAGGAAGGUGGAGGAGGCGCAGGCAGUGCCGCAGCCCGUGGACGUGGACGUGGAUGACUCGUCCGAGGAAGAGCCGGACGACGCCCGAGAGGACCGGCGGAAGGUUCUGGAAGCUCUGCGACAGAACGCCACCUUGCUGAAGCAGUUCCGGCCCAUCCUGGAGGACACGCUGCAGGAGAAGCUGGAAGGCUUGGGGAUCAAGAGGGACGCGAGAGGCAUCUCCACGGACACGCUGGGGCGCCUGGAAGGCCUGCUGCGCGCGCGGAGGGAGGGCAAAGCCCGGACGGUCACCGGCUUCCUCCCGCUCAGGGCCGAGCUCGCCCGGGAGGCCACCAGCAGGGCCACGGCGGGGGCCCCCCAGCCCCACGGCCAGCCGCCAGUGACCCGCCAGCCGAGGACGCCGACCCCCCGGCGGACCCGCCGUCCCGAGAGCCACCGGGGCGGAGCCCCCCACAGCACGCCCCCCUUCAGCUCGGAGGAGGAGGAGGAGGGGGGGGCGGCCCCGCCCCGUCGCCCCCAGCCGGACCUCGACUGGUCGGACACUGAUUUCUCGGAGGAGGAGGAGGAGGAGGACGGCCGGGGCCCCGGCCGGGGUUCAGGGGGGCUGGCCUCCUCAGGAACCCUGGUGCAGGCCAUGGUGAGAAACCUCCAGAAGCAGCUCGAGGUCCCCGCCAGGAAGCCUGCGGGCGGCGUCAGUGUGCUGGGGGGGCCGGGGCGCGGCCCGCGGAGGGGGGGACCCGCCCCCGCCCCCGCCCCUGCCCCGGUCCCCGCCACAGCCCCCGCCACGCCGGGAGGGAGGCCGCAGCUUUCUGAAGAGAGCGAGCUGGAGAUCUCGUCCCUGGAAGAUCUGUCUCCCAGCCCGGGGGGGAAGCAGCCGCCCGCCCCCUCCGCCGCCGCCCGGCCCGCACCCCCGGGGCGCCUGGGUCGCCCCAGCUUCCCCGCCUGGUGACUCCGUCCCCAGCCCGGCUGUGGCCGCCCCGGCCUGGGGGGGGGGUCCCCUCCGCCCCAGGGCUCUGAGGAUGACGCUAGGGUGUGGAGGGGCCUGGAAGCCACUUGCACCCCGGUGGGCGCACUGGGGUUCUUUGGGGUUCCGUGGGCAUGGCGCAACAGGAGCCCGGGGGGGGGGGCUGGAACCUUCUAGAAAGGGGCUGGAAGUGGAUCGGGCAGAGCCGGGCUGUAGAGGGACAUGGAGCGAAUUC
Perognathus longimembris pacificus (Pacific pocket mouse) is the source of this 2062-nucleotide messenger RNA. It is a transcript of the gene Dzip1l, whose product is annotated as DAZ interacting zinc finger protein 1 like. Gene Ontology annotation, cellular component: cytoplasm; ciliary basal body. Lineage: Eukaryota; Metazoa; Chordata; Mammalia; Rodentia; Heteromyidae. The transcript is spliced from 15 exons. The coding region runs from base 1 to 1812 and encodes 603 amino acids. The record is from RefSeq and is a predicted model, not a curated record. Gene Ontology annotation, biological process: cilium assembly.